AGGAGACCCAGAGCAUGGAGGAGACCCAAAGCUUGGUGGAGACCCAGAGCUUGAUGGAGACCCAAAGCUUGGUGGAGACCCAAAGCUUGGUGGAGACCCAGAGCUUGGUGGAGACCCAGAGCUUGGUGGAGACCCAGAGCGUGGUGGAGACCCAGAGCAUGGUGGAGACCCAGAGCAUGGUGGAGACCCAAAGCUUGGUGGAGACCCAGAGCGUGGUGGAGACCCAGAGCGUGGUGGAGACCCAGAGCGUGGUGGAGACCCAGAGCUUGGUGGAGACCCAGAGCGUGGUGGAGACCCAGAGCGUGGUGGAGACCCAGAGCGUGGUGGAGACCCAGAGCGUGGUGGAGACCCAGAGCAUGGAGGACACCCAGAGCCUGAAGGACACCCAGAGCCUGAAGGAGAACCGAAGCGUGGAGACCACAACGAGCUACAGUGCACCACUGGUCCCUCACGAAGCCACCGCUGUCCCAGAAGAUCUCGGCCACCCGUCGCCGUCCCCUUCCUGCCCUCUUGCCGCGUGCCGUCAUGAAGUGACGAAUCCGUCCCCUUCCCUCGCAGCAGCAGAUGCUGAGGUGGGGAUCCCGAUGGAGAUCCCUCAGGAGGAGAUCGCUGCGGAGAACCCGGCCGUGCCCGAAAUGCUCUUGAAGCCUCCAAAAGAGGAGGACCUCAAAGAUUCAGAGCGUGGUGGUGGCCAAAACCCAGCAGCAGCCGUUCCUGAAGAACCGAGCGAGGAAGCCAUGCCAGAUGCCUGCAGAACAACGGCAGAAGCAGAUCCCAACUGCCCAGAAGAACCCAUGGAGACCUCUUGCGGGGGCCGGCCUACCACCUGCCAACGCAAUUCCACCCGGGAGAAAUUCUACUCCUGCUUGGUUUGCAGGAAGAACUUUCUGCUGAAGAUCAACCUCAUCAUCCACGAGAGGAGCCACAGCAACCACGUGCCCUACGUCUGCACCCACUGCAACUGCAGCUUCAUGUCCAAGCGGAAGAUGCGGCGUCACCUACGCGUGCGGACGGCCAAAGGCUUCUGCCAACCUACGGAAGAGGAGGAGUGCUCCAAGUUGACCUCCAACCCUUCAACCCAAACCCAAACCCCAAACGAGGGUUGCGGUCCGGUGUGGGAACCCAACUCCAACCUCUACCCGUUGGCUUCGGAGAAAGUGAUGUAUACCUGCAACAAAUGCAUGGAGAACUUCUCCAGCUUGACGUUCCUCAUCCUCCACCAACGCCGGCACACCAACCACCACCUCAUCCUUUGUCCCUGCUGCAACAGGAGCUUCACUUGGGCUUCGGACUUUGUCCGUCACCACCAAACCUACACGGGCGAGCGGCCCUACCAGUGCGGCAUCUGCCAGAAGACUUUCAAGCGUCACUACCACCUGGUGGUGCACCAGAAGAUCCACAUGCGGCAGGAGAGGACCUACCCCUGCGAGAACCAACCGCCGGUGCCGGCAGAACCCGUUUAAGCGUAGAGACGGAGGUGGAAAGCCACAAGGGUAGCAGAAGAGAGGGUGGGAAAGCCAGGACUUGUCCUCCUAAAGGCAGGAGGACGCUCUUUGGACCUCCUCUUGACCAUGGGCACCAGCGGGUUGGACAAAAAACUUGGAGGUUGGGUGGUGGUUCCCAGCCUUUCCCGUGGAGAUGGAAGGCAUCCAUCCAUCCAGUCCUGGUGGAGACCCUUCGGCGUGUGGGUUCCUCUCGUUCCUGACCUCCAGUUGGGUGGUGGACGGAGCGGGUGGGCCACCGGGAACGGGAUUGGGCGCUGCCGGUGGGGAGGACUCGUAGAAGCCUUUGGAAAGACCGAGGAGAUCAUGGAGUCCAACCAUCCCUGUCCACUACUAAAGCAGAUCCUUGAGCACCGCGUCCACCUGUCUUCUAAACGCCUCCAGGGGUGGGGACUCCACCUCCUCUGAUGGGGAUGGAGAACCCUUCCCAGGAAGCAGUUUUUCCCGGUAUCCAACCUGGGAAACUUGAGGUCCUUCUCCUCUGAUCCCAUCUCUUGGUCCUUGGGAGAAGAGUCCAUCGCCCACCUCACCACAACCUCCUUUCAGGCAGUUGUAGAGAGCCAUGAGGUCUCCCUUCAGCCUCCUCUUCUCCAGGUUCCUCCACCACCUCUCCUAACCCUUUGUUCUCCGACCCCUUCCGCAGCUCCGUUCCCUUCUCCGGAUGCGCUCCAACCCCUUAAGGUCCUUCUUGGAGUGAAGGACCCAAAAGUGAAGCCAGGAUUGGAGGUGUGGCCUCACCAGCGCCGAGUCCAGGGGGACGAUCCCUUCCCUACUCCCAUGGUUGAUCCAAGCUGAGAUGCUGGUGGUCUUCUUGGCCACCAGGGCCACUGCUGGCUCACGUUCAGCCGCUGUUGACCAACACCUCCAGGUCCUUUUCGGCUUUCCAGCUGCUCUUCCCAAGCCUGGAGCUGCACGGGGUCCCCUUGGUCCC
Molecule: messenger RNA, 2433 nt
Organism: Cuculus canorus (common cuckoo)
Lineage: Eukaryota; Metazoa; Chordata; Aves; Cuculiformes; Cuculidae
Product: zinc finger protein 436-like
Exons: 3
Coding region: 15-1463 (482 amino acids)
Biological process (GO): negative regulation of transcription by RNA polymerase II
Molecular function (GO): DNA-binding transcription repressor activity, RNA polymerase II-specific
Source: RefSeq, a predicted model, not a curated record